Messenger RNA from Paraphaeosphaeria sporulosa, 1521 nucleotides. Its product is annotated as S-adenosyl-L-methionine-dependent methyltransferase. The record is from RefSeq and is a predicted model, not a curated record. Gene Ontology annotation, biological process: cellular response to biotic stimulus. Lineage: Eukaryota; Fungi; Ascomycota; Dothideomycetes; Pleosporales; Didymosphaeriaceae. The transcript has 3 exons. Bases 1 to 1521 code for a protein of 506 amino acids.
AUGAGCAGCGGGACGACGUCUGAGGAGACCUUCGAGUGGAUCGAGACGCCGCCGGCGCGCACGCCGACCAAGCCUGCGUUCGACUGCGGCGUGCGGACGACUUCUUACCCAGCCAUCCCCAAUGCCCCUCUGCCUGCAGACAGCAACGGCCGCGACCACUUCUCCAACACGGCCCUGAUCUCGGCCCUCGUGGGUGUCCCUGGGUACAUCACCUGGAAGCUCGGCGGCGGCCUCAAAACGUGGAUCUUCUUCGCGCUGAUUGUUGACCUGCCUAUCCUCGCCGCUUUCUGGAUCGUCACGUCUGAGUACGCUCCCCGCAAGAACGAGAAGGCCAAAUUCCCCGGCAAGCCCAUCGAGACGUACCUCGAGUUCCAUAAGAGCGAGGAUCGCGAGGCUUAUCAUGGCAAGAAGAUCCCCAUGGAGACCUUCUACGAGAAGUACUUUGACGGCGAUGUCGACUUCAAGGGCGACUGCCUCGAGGUUAUGGAGCUGCGCCACGACUGGGCCAACUUUCGCUUCACGUUCGGCCUGAUCAAGCACUUCUUGUUUGGCAUGAUUCCCGAGAUGAUCAUGCACACGAGGUCCCAAGAUGAGGAGCAGGUCCGAGACCACUACGACCGCGGUGACGACUUCUACGGCUGGUUCCUUGGCCCGCGCAUGAUCUACACGUCCGGUAUCAUCUCCGACAUCAACCGUGAGGAGACCCUCGAGGAGCUCCAGGACAACAAGAUGGCUAUUGUCUGCGAGAAGAUUGGACUGCAGAAGGGUGAGAAGAUGCUUGACAUCGGCUGCGGGUGGGGUACCCUGACCAGGUUUGCAUCCGUACACUACGGUGCCCACGUUACCGGUGUCACUCUUGGUCGCAACCAGACAAAGUGGGGCAACAACGGUUUGAGGAAGAACGGCAUCGGUGAGGACCAGUCCAACAUUCUCUGCAUGGACUACCGCGACAUUCCGGUCCCAUCUGGCGGCUACAAGAAGAUCACUUGCCUCGAAAUGGCCGAGCACGUUGGUGUACGCCACUUUGCUGGCUUCGCCACUCAGGUCCGUGAAAUGCUCGACGAUGAUGGUGUGUUCUUCCUUCAGAUCGCCGGUCUCCGCAAGGAGUGGCAGUUCGAGGACUUCACCUGGGGUCUCUUCAUGAACAAGUACGUCUUCCCUGGUGCCGAUGCCUCCACGCCUCUCGGCUGGGUCGUGGACAAGCUUGAGGGCGCUGGUUUCGAAGUCAAGCAGAUCGACACCGUCGGCGUUCACUACUCUGCUACUCUCUGGAAAUGGUACCGCAACUGGAUCGGCAACAAGGAGAAGGUCACCGCCAAGUACGGCAAGCGAUGGUUCCGCAUCUGGGAGUUCUUCUUGGCCUACUCCACCAUCGCGUCCCGUCAGGGUACAGCCACCUGCUUCCAGAUUACCCUCGUCAAGAACAUCAACUCCACCCACCGUGUUGAGGGCAUCAACACCCAGUUCGCUCUCUCUGCUGCGCUCGAGGCCAGCAAGGCCAAGGGCAUCAAGGGAUUGUAA